AUGGAGAGGGGGCCAGGGGGUGGAGGGCCCGACAAGAUUUGGCCAGGAUUCCCUUUCCCUACGUUGUCGGCUUUCUUUUCUUUUGAUUACAUUUUAAAAAAUGCUUUUAUCAUCUUUUUACUUUUAUGUACUCAGAUCGGUUCAAUUCGAAAGAAGACACCGCCCUCUCCGGUAGCAUUUGAUGACGGCUCUAAACCCCCAAUUAAUUUGACAAAUCCGACUGUUGCUUCAAACUCGUUUUUCUACAUAAAGGAUCCCAAGACUUCUUAUAAGACAUGUGACGUGCUAGAGCUCUACAUCGAAGUCCGCGACGGCCACAAUGUGACGAAAAAGACAGGCGGUGACCUGUUGUGGCCUCUGAUCCGCUCGAAUAAGCUGAAAGCGAGCGCCCCGUUUAAUCAGCUAACCGACCACGGGAACGGGAGCUACACUGCCCGACUAACACUAACGUGGGCCGGUCAGGUAGUGCCCCAAGUGUCGUUCGUCCACAGCGCGGAGUAUGUGGAAGCUUUGCGGGGCGUCAUCCAACGCCAGCCCGUCAGGUUCAACUACGUGUCCAAGUUCACCGCGAACGGUACGACUGAGUACACGCCCUGCCACAUGGUCAGUGAAAUGCCGUUCAUUGCAACUAACCCUGAGGUGGCCUACUCCUACCUAUCGCCCACUGAAGUCUGUGACUAUUCCGAUACCAAAGCUGGUACCAACUGGUACUGUCUGAAGCCUGCGACCCUGCCCUGUUCAGCGAUCUCUUUGCACAGGGGUGACUGGCGUGCGUCUCAUGAAUUCUUCAACAAGAUCAUGACUCCAGACGAAAUAGCAGCAUGGAAAGCGUACGUAAAAUGUGUAUCGCCAUCCCUGGCCUUAAUGAAAAUCAGUGACAGUUAUAAGCAAUCGUCUAAUUCACCAACACCGGACACUGGACUUUGCACAGUUUCAUUUUUGCGCAGUAUGUCACCUGCACCCUAAGGGCCUCAACAAUGCAGUACCCUUGUUUCACCCUUAAUCUGAUUUGAACAUUUGUCUCACAUCUUCAGGGCAUUGUGGGGUUUUUUGUUUAUUUUUUGGUUUUUUUUUGUCGGCUUUUACGGAAAUGCAUAAUUUGGAUAGCGUCCUACUUCCUGUUAUGACAUCACAACAGCAACAGACUUAUGUUUCCGGAAGUGUGACCUAUUCUUUAAUUACUGUAACCAAAAAAAAAUCAAAAAGCCUUGUUUCAUUUAAAAGUUGCACAAAACAUUCAAUUGGAAAAUUCACAUCAUAAACCCUUUUCUAUUCCGAAUAUAAUAGUACACUAAUCAAAGAAUUUUACUUUACAUCAAGAAACGCUAGUGCAUUUCAUUUGGUUAUUGCCAUUUGUUUAAGACCGUAAUAACACUAAGGACCUUUUUAAAUAUUAAGUUCAAGUUUCUACCUUCACUGGUUUCUUCUAACCAAUCAUAUUAACAAUUUAUUGCAAACCUCGUUUUUCCGAACCCAUCGAAGGUUCAUUUUCCAGUAGCAUAUACUGGGUCAUACAAACUUUACACGAGUGUUCAUUUCAC
Acanthaster planci (crown-of-thorns starfish) is the source of this 1541-nucleotide messenger RNA. RefSeq names its product NXPE family member 4-like. The record is from RefSeq and is a predicted model, not a curated record. Lineage: Eukaryota; Metazoa; Echinodermata; Asteroidea; Valvatida; Acanthasteridae.